AAGUCGCAUCGUUUUGAGUUAAAAUGGAUUAUAGCACAACUGGGGUUAACGAAGUAGGAUCAUAUUUUCCGCAAUGUCCUUUAGAAAGUGUGGGUAUAAUGAAUUCAUUGGUUACUCUAUUGGUUCAGAGUAUAUAUGCCGCUCAAUGUAAUAUAUCAAGCAUCAACUAUUUUCCACCCGAUUAUGCGGAAACAGCUUUAGUAACUGGUUUGGAGGCCUAUGAUUUUGUAGUGGUGGGUGCUGGCUCUGCUGGUUCAGUAGUGGCUAGUCGUUUAAGUGAGAAUCCCAAUUGGAAUGUAUUGGUAUUAGAAGGAGGUGAUAAUCCGCCACAAGAAUCGGAGGUUCCCCCUUUCUUCUUUGGCAUACAAAAUUCCAAAUUCACUUACAGUUAUUUCACAGAGCCCAGUGAAAGGUCCUGUAAGGCUUAUAUAGACAACAGAUGUCAUUGGCCUCGUGGCAAACUUAUAGGAGGUUCUGGUGCCAUCAAUGGUAUGGUGUAUGUAAGAGGAAAUCGUUUCGAUUAUGAUCGUUGGCUGGAAGAAGGUAAUACCGGUUGGGGUUAUGAUGAUGUUUGGCCGUAUUUCGAGAAAUCUGUUAGGCCAGUGGGUAAUGAAACACAUCCUCAGGGUUAUGUUGCUUUCAAUGAAUUUCCCAGAUAUGAUGAAGAUAUAUUCUCUAUGGUGUUUGAGGCCUCCCAGGAAUUAGGCAUACCCAGAGUGGAGGACUAUAUAGAAGGUAGCUUUAUAGGUUAUAGCUAUCUCAAUGGUACUAUAGAAAAUGGUCUAAGAGUUAGUACGGGAAAAGGACAUUUGGGUCGUGUUGCGCAAAGACCAAAUUUAAAAGUUAUUAAAAAUGCUCAAGUCACCAAAUUGGAAUUCGAUGACAGCGGCAAUGCCAUCAAAUCUAUAGAAUUUAUAUUAAAACAACAACAUAAACUUAAAGUGGAGGUAAAACGUGAAGCUAUCAUAUCGGCUGGUACUAUAGACUCUGCCAAACUUUUAUUAUUAUCGGGAAUAGGUCCAGCACACAAACUGGAACCUUUAAAUAUUCCUGUGUUAAAAAAUCUACCCAUAGGUGAUAAUUUACAAGAUCAUGUUAUAAUACAAUUAUAUCUACGCAUUGCUGGCAAUCCUCCUGAACAGAAAAAGUUACUCGAUAACAUUUAUCAAUAUUUAAUACACAACAAAGGACCUUUUACAACUCAAGGCACCACUUCUAUAACGGGUUUUGUAAACACCGACUUAAACAGCAACUCUCCCUAUCCCGAUAUGCAAUUUCAUCAUUUCAUAACUAGAAGAGGUGAUAAUAUGGCUUUGAAUAUAAUUUUUAAUGGUUUUAAAAUAAAAGAAGAAUUUAGACCCACAUUUAGGGCUACAGUGGAAAAUUACGAUUUACUAACUAUGUUUGCUAUAUUAGCUCAUCCCAAAUCGGUGGGGGAUUUAACACUUAAAUCAUCAUCUUCUCAAGAACCGCCCAUUAUAAAUGCAAAUUAUUUUUCAGCUGAAGAAGAUAUUGAAGUUUUACUACGCGCCAUGGAGUAUGUAAUGAAAUUGGAGAGGACCCAGGCUUUCCAAGACAAACAGGCGGAAAUUAUUCAUAUACCUAUUGAGGAAUGCGAUCAAUUUGAAUUUAAAUCGCCACAAUAUUGGAGAUGUUAUUUUAAAUAUUUCUCUACUACAUGUUACCAUCCUACGGGUACCGUUAAAAUGGCUCCUUUGAACGAUAAUAGUGCAUGUGUGGAUCCUAGAUUAAAGGUUAAGGGUGUUGAGAAUUUACGUGUUGUUGAUGCCUCAGUAAUGCCGUAUGUAACCAGUGGUAAUACAAAUGCUCCUACUAUAAUGAUUGCGGAAAAGGCAUCGGAUAUGAUUAAGGAAGAUUGGUCCAGUGAAUAACUGAUAGUAGUUUUGUAUAUUUGUUAUCGGGUGAUGGAAAAUAAACUUUAUUAUAGAAUUAGUUAUUAAUUUGCAAAAUA
This is a messenger RNA of Lucilia sericata (common green bottle fly), 1972 nucleotides long. RefSeq names its product glucose dehydrogenase [FAD, quinone]-like. The coding region runs from base 24 to 1892 and encodes 622 amino acids. The record is from RefSeq and is a predicted model, not a curated record. Lineage: Eukaryota; Metazoa; Arthropoda; Insecta; Diptera; Calliphoridae. The transcript has 2 exons. Gene Ontology annotation, molecular function: flavin adenine dinucleotide binding; ecdysone oxidase activity.